Molecule: messenger RNA, 915 nt
Organism: Procambarus clarkii (red swamp crayfish)
Lineage: Eukaryota; Metazoa; Arthropoda; Malacostraca; Decapoda; Cambaridae
Source: RefSeq, a predicted model, not a curated record
AUGGUCAUUAACACACCUCGACAGCACCCUAAGGGUCAAGAUGCUGAGGACACAGUAGAGGUGACAGUACGAGUGACAGCUGAGGACACAGUAGAGGUGACAGUACGAGUGACAGCUGAGGACACAGUAGAGGUGACAGUACGAGUGACAGCUGAGGACACAGUAGAGGUGACAGUACGAGAGACAGCUGAGGCUGAGGACACAGUAGAGGUGACAGUACGAGUGACAGCUGAGGACACAGUAGAGGUGACAGUACGAGAGACAGCUGAGGCUGAGGACACAGUAGAGGUGACAGUACGAGUGACAGCUGAGGACACAGUAGAGGUGACAGUACGAAAGUCAGCUGAGGACACAGUAGAGGUGACAGUACGAGAGUCAGCUGAGGACACAGUAGAGGUGACAGUACGAAAGUCAGCUGAGGACACAGUAGAGGUGACAGUACGAGAGACAGCUGAGGACACAGUAGAGGUGACAGUACGAAAGUCAGCUGAGGACACAGUAGAGGUGACAGUACGAAAGUCAGCUGAGGACACAGUAGAGGUGACAGUACGAGAGUCAGCUGAGGACACAGUAGAGGUGACAGUACGAAAGUCAGCUGAGGACACAGUAGAGGUGACAGUACGAGAGACAGCUGAGGCUGAGGACACAGUAGAGGUGACAGUACGAGUGACAGCUGAGGACACAGUAGAGGUGACAGUACGAAAGUCAGCUGAGGACACAGUAGAGGUGACAGUACGAAAGUCAGCUGAGGACACAGUACGAGAGUCAGCUGAGGACACAGUAGAGGUGACAGUACGAGAGUCAGCUGAGGACACAGUAGAGGUGACAGUACGAAAGUCAGCUGAGGACACAGUAGAGGUGACAGUACGAGAGACAGCUGAGGACACAAUAGAGGUGACAGUAUCAGGGACUUAA